UCAAAAAUUUAAUAGAUCCGUAUUUACAUUGAAUGUACUUCUACAUCACACUUAAAAGUUAGGCUAAUGUUGUGAGAAGUGAAGUAAAUCCACUCUGAAUCAUAAAUUAGCUAAUCUAUUUACAUAUCUAUGCAAAAUGUAGAGUGUGUAAACACUACGCUUUAUCAUAUUACCGCUAAUCUGGACUUGGCAUAGUUAAUUUAACUUAUAAACCAAAGUGAAUUUAUUUUACGAAAGGGUAACAUUAUCUUUAAGAGUGUACAUACAUACAUAUGCACAAUUUUUUCAGAUGAACAUACUUAUAAAGAAAUAAAAAUCAAGCAAAAUGUGUGACGACGAAGUUGCAGCUUUGGUUAUUAUUGACAAUGGAUCUGGCCUUUGCAAAGCUGGCUUUGCUGGGGAUGAUGCUCCGAGGACUGUGUUUCCUUCAAUCGUAGGUCGACCGCGUUUCAAGGGAUAUUCACCCACCGACACUUGGACAAUUGAGUCAUACGUUGGAAAUGCAGCUCAAGAAAAACGACACAUCCUAACCUUAGAGUACCCCAUCGAACGCGGAAUCAUCAGCGACUGGGACGACAUGGAGAAAAUCUGGAAUUACGCUUUCUACAAUGAGCUCCGCGUCGCACCAGAAGAACAUCCCGUCCUUCUCACCGACUCUGCUAUGCACCCCAAGCAGCAAAGGGAGAAGAUGACACAAAUCAUGUUUGAAACGUUCAAUUGUCCUGCAAUGUACGUCUCUAUGCAAGGCAUCCUCGCCCUCUACGCAUCUGGUAGGACUACUGGAGUCGUUCUAUAUUCCGGUGACGGUGUGACCCAAACGGUCCCAGUGUACAAUAAUAAUAUCGUUCACGAAGCAGUAUUCCGACUGGACCUUGCUGGCAGAGAUUUGACUGAUUUUCUUAUGAAACUUCUUUUCGUUGAGAACAAACACCCAUUCACCACGACUGCAGAACGCGAAAUUGUACGAGUCGUGAUGGAGAAGAAAUGCUACGUUGCCCUUGACUUUGACCAAGAACUUUCUGCGAGCUCAUCUUCGAUAACAGAGUUCUAUGAACUUCCCGACGGCCAAGUUAUCAAGAUUGAGAGUGAGCGAUUCCGUUGCACAGAAGCACUCUUCCAGCCCUCCAUUUUAGGAGUAGAUGGUGACGGCGUUCACGAAAUGGUGAACAAAUCCAUCCUGCAUUGCGGCGAAGAUAUCCGAAAUGACCUCUACGGUAAUAUUAUCCUAGCCGGUGGUACUUCAAUGUUCAAAGGGUUUGCUGAUCGUAUGAAGAAGGAGAUUGGGGCCUUGGUAUGAACAGUUUAUCAUCUGCUAAACUAUCUGUCGAAAUAGUUUCGUAAAUACGAAACAUUGUGAGAUAAUGAAAUAGUUAAUAGUUAAUAUUAUCGCUCCCCCAGAAAGGAAGGACUUCAUUCAAUGCAUAUUAUUUUUGACAAAAUUUCACAAUCUCAUAAAUUGGUGCAUAAAUUCAUAGAAUUUUAUAUUUGCUUUUUAAAAUCCUACUAUCCACCGAUCCGUAAUAAAAAGUGACGAUGGGUUCAAUAAAUUAUAA
This is a messenger RNA of Folsomia candida, 1553 nucleotides long. RefSeq names its product actin-3. NCBI's taxonomy places the organism in Eukaryota, Metazoa, Arthropoda, Collembola, Entomobryomorpha, Isotomidae. The coding region runs from base 326 to 1297 and encodes 323 amino acids. The record is from RefSeq and is a predicted model, not a curated record. The transcript is spliced from 6 exons.